Molecule: messenger RNA, 2221 nt
Organism: Hydra vulgaris (swiftwater hydra)
Lineage: Eukaryota; Metazoa; Cnidaria; Hydrozoa; Anthoathecata; Hydridae
Product: RNA polymerase II subunit A C-terminal domain phosphatase
Cellular component (GO): nucleus
Molecular function (GO): RNA polymerase II CTD heptapeptide repeat phosphatase activity
Source: RefSeq, a predicted model, not a curated record
ACAAUAGUCAGUUGUAGAUAAAUCCUUUAAAAAAAUUUAAAAAUGGCGACAAGAGAUCUUGUACUUUCUUGUAUAUCUAAGUCAAAAAUAUUAAAAUGGCACGUCAAACCAAAUGAUUCUGUUAAAAAAGAUAAUAUUAUUGCAACAUACGUUUUUACAGAGAAAAUUCCUGACUCUUCGAGCUUUAUAGUUCAAAGAAAGCUAAAAGCAAAAUUCAACGGAAAAGUAGUUGACCUUUCUGUUAAACCUAACGAAGAUGUUUCACGUGGACAAGUGGUAGCUCGCCUCAUACAGCAAGAUUGUGAACACAGUACUCUAAUGAAAGAUAUGUGCUGUGAUUGUGGAGCAGAUUUAAGAAAAGAAGCGGGAAUACCGGGUAAUCUAGUUGAAGCGACCACUGCUUCUGUUCCAGUUGUUCACAAUAUUCUUGAACUUAAAGUCAGUGUUGAGGAAGCUGAAAAGUUGGCCAAGUAUGACGAACAGCAGUUAUUGCGCGCACGGAAGUUAGUUCUUGUAGUAGAUCUUGAUAUGACACUAAUUCAUACCACAGUUGAACCUACUCCAAAAAAUACGAAGGAUGUGUUUUCUUUCAAGUUGCCUGGUCACCAAUACGAGUAUCACACAAAAUUAAGACCAGGAGCAAGAAAGUUUUUAGAAAGUAUCUCGAAGUUUUAUGAAUUACAUAUAUUUACAAUGGGUUCUCGUCUGUAUGCACAUACAGUUGCUAAGUGUCUUGAUCCAGACGGCAAGUUUUUUGCUCAUAGAAUACGUUCUCGUGAUGAGUUUAUCAACAGUUUUUCAAAGUUUCAUGAUCUCAAAGCUCUAUUUCCUUGUGGAGAUCACAUGGUUUGUAUUAUCGAUGACCGUGAGGAUGUUUGGAACUAUGCUCCUAAUCUUAUUACAGUAAAACCGUAUAAGUUUUUUAAAGGAGGUGAUGAUAUAAACGACCCCUUUCAAUCUCCAGGUCUCUCUGUAAAUAGUGAGGUUUGUGAGAAGAAAGUUGCAGAUGAUAAUCAAAUGAAAGAUUCUUGUGAUGAGAAAAUAAAAACUGCUAAUACUACUGCAGAUGAAGAUCCUGCUCUUUGUAGUGUUAGUAGUGAAAAAAAUGAUUCUAAUAAAAAAAUAUCUCUUAUAGAAUCUUCUUCAAACGAAAACACUCUUGAUAAAGCGAAUGGAGUCGAAAAUCGUACAGAUAAUGAUGAUUACCUAUUCUAUCUGGAUGAAAUUCUUGAACGUGUUCACUAUUCCUUUUAUUCGACGCUUGAUGCUGUAAAAGCUAAAGGAGGUGCCGCUUCUAAAGACACAGAAAUCACUAAAUUUUGUACAUUUGGCACUAUGAAUCCUGACAUAAGAGUAAUUUUACCUGAGUUAAGAAGACAAACAUUAAAGGGUUGUAACAUAGUCUUUACAGGCGUCAUACCUACUAAUUGUCCUUUAGAGAAAAGUAAAGCAUGGAAAACUGCUGUCAGUUUAGGUGCUCGGGUUACUUCUGAAGUUGUAGGUAAGGAAGAAGACGGACUGCGUACUACACAUGUAGUGGCUGCCAGGCAUGGUACUCAUAAAGCUCAUAAAGCAUAUAAAUCGCCGGAUAUUAAUUUGGUAAACCCGAACUGGCUUUGGUGCAGUAGCGAGCGAUGGGAAUGGGCGGAAGAAAGUAUAUUUCCCGUUCCAGUUGUAGAAAAUGGAACGCCUGGAUCGUCUCGACAAGUUACACCUCAGCAUAACUCUUUUGAAUCGUUUGGAAAAGCUCAUAGUAAGAAAAAGUUAUCUCCUUUAGCGGAAGAAGGUUUUGAAAUGCCAAAAGACAAUACAAAUUUAGUAAAUAGUAACCACCCUCUGUCAUCUUUAUCUAAAAGUGAUAUAGAUGAAAUGGAUAAAGAAGUAAACGAGUUGAUGUCAAUUGAUGACGAUAGUAACUCUAGCUGCGCAGAAAAUAAAUUUGUGUGUUUAUCUGAUCCGGGAAAGAGGAAGCGCCCAGUCAGUGAUGAUUUAAAUCUAACGUAUUUAAGUAAAAAACUCUUGAAAUCAGUAGGAGAUAAUGAUGGAGAAGACGAAGAUAUAACUGAUCAUUCUAGUUCUAGUUCUAAUGAAGAUGAUUAUUCUAGCUCUAGUUCGUCCUCAUCCAGUGAUUCAGACAGCAGCUCUGAAAAUGGAGAUCAACUAAGGACAUUGCUAGAUGCUGACAUGGUUGAAUGUUGACAUAAAAUUUUCUCCUUUUAAA